CGCGGCGUCCGCGGGCGGGUCGGUGCCGCGUCCCACGUUCCGGGUUCGGCGCUGCCUCUCCGCGAGCCGGCCGCGCGGGGUGUCCGCCGCCCGCCAGCCCGGGCGCCGCGCCGUGUCUGCGAGGUGGUGUGUCCCCGGGCCGCGAGCGCCGGCCCCCUCCCUCCCCUCCCCCUUGGCCCGCUCUCAGACUCAGAUAAAGCAUUUCCUUCCAUUGUCAUCCUACCCGGCCGGCCGGGCUGCCAGGGCCCUCCCCCUCCCGGCCCCCUCCCUUCCUCUCGCCGUCUCACAGUCGCUCCGCAGCCUCCGGCGACCGGGGGGAUGUGAGGCCGGCGCCCCAGCCCCCCGCCCCGCCAUGAGCCCCCCGCUCUGAGGGCCCCGGCCCCUGGAUGCACAGCCCCGGCGCUGAUGGGACCCAGGUGAGCCCGGGUGCCCACUGCCCCAGUCCCCCUGGCACAGGCUGCCCCAGGCCCUGCGCAGACACGCCAGGCCCUCAGCCCCAGCCCAUGGACCUGCGGGUGGGCCAGCGGCCCCCGGUGGAGCCCCCGCCGGAGCCCACGCUGCUGGCCCUGCAGCACCCCCAGCGCCUGCACCACCACCUCUUCCUGGCUGGCCUGCAGACCCAGCGCUCGGCGGAGACCAUGAGGGUAAAGAUAGAGCUCCCCACGCACGCAGCAGCCUCGAGCUCAGACCCGGCACCCCUCCCUCCCUUCAGCCUCCCCAGACCCUCGCCUCCGUCUCCAACUCCUCGCCCCUCCCUGGGCGGCCGGCCCUCCCCACAGCUCUCAAUGGACACGCCGUUGCCCGAGUUGCAGGUGGGGCAGCAGGAGCAAGAGCUGCGGCAGCUUCUCAAUAAGGACAAGAGCAAGCGAAGUGCCGUAGCCAGCAGUGUGGUCAAGCAGAAGCUGGCAGAGGUGAUCCUGAAGAAACAGCAGGCAGCCUUAGAGAGGACGGUCCAUCCCAAUAGCCCCAGCGUUCCCUACAGAACUCUUGAGCCCUUGGAGACGGAAGGAGCUGCCCGUUCCAUGCUCAGCAGCUUCCUGCCUCCUGUUCCCGGCCUGCCCAGCGACCCGCCAGAACACUUCCCUCUGCGUAAGACAGUCUCUGAGCCCAACCUGAAGCUGCGCUACAAGCCCAAGAAGUCCCUGGAGCGAAGGAAGAACCCGCUGCUGCGGAAGGAGAGCGCCCCGCCCAGCCUCCGGCGGCGGCCAGCAGAAACCCUCGGCGACUCCUCCCCCAGCAGUAGCAGCACGCCGGCGUCAGGGUGCAGCUCCCCCAAUGACAGCGAGCACGGCCCCAACCCGGUCCUGGGCUCCGAGGCGCUCUUGGGCCAGCGGCUGCGGCUGCAGGAGACCUCUCUGGCCCCGUUCGCCUUGCUGCCCACAAUCACGCUGGGGCUGCCCGCCCCUGCCAGGGCUGAUGGUGACCGCAGGACCCAUGCGACUCUGGGCCCUCGGGGGCCAGUCCUGGCGAGUCCCCAUGCUCCCCUCUUCCUGCCCCACGGCCUGGAGCCCGAGGCUGGAGGCGCCCUGCCCUCUCGCCUGCAGCCCAUUCUCCUCCUGGAUCCUUCGGUCUCUCACGCCCCCCUGCUGACUGUGCCCGGGCUUGGGCCCCUGCCCUUCCACUUUGCCCAGUCCUUACUGACCACCGAGCGGCCCUCCGGGUCAGGCCUCCACCGGCCGCUGAGCCGGACCCGCUCAGAGCCCCUGCCCCCAAGCGCCACUGCCCCCCCACUGCUGGGCCCCCUGCAGCCCCGCCUGGAGCGGCUCAAACCUCACGUCCAGCUGAUCAAGAGGCCAGCCAAGCCGAGUGAGAAGCCCCGACUGCGGCAGAUACCCUCGGCUGAGGACCUCGAGACAGACGGCGGGGGAGUGGGGCCGCUGGGGGAUGACGGCCUGGAACACAGGGAGUCCAGCCAUGGGCAGCAUGAGACCAGAGGCCCUAUUCCUCUCCAGCAGCACCAGCAGGUGUACCUCUGGGAGCAGCAGCGACUGGCCGGGCGGCUCCCCCGGGGAGCCACUGGGGACUCCGUGCUGCCUCCCCUGGCCCAGGGCGGUCACCGGCCUCUGUCCAGGGCUCAGUCGUCCCCAGCCGCGCCUGCCUCACUGCCAACCCCAGAGCCCACCAGCCAGGCCCGUGUCCUGCCCAGCUCAGAGACCCCUGCCCGGACCCUGCCCUUCACCACAGGGCUGGUCUAUGACUCAGUAAUGCUGAAGCACCAGUGCUCCUGCGGAGACAACAGCAGGCACCCGGAGCACGCAGGCCGCAUCCAGAGCAUCUGGUCCCGGCUGCUGGAGCGGGGGCUCCGGAGCCAGUGUGAGUCUCUACGGGGCCGGAAGGCGUCCCUGGAGGAGCUGCAGUCAGUGCACUCGGAGCGGCACGUGCUCCUCUAUGGCACCAACCCGCUCAGCCGCCUCAAACUGGACAACGGGAAGCUGGCAGGGCUCCUGGCGCAGCGGAUGUUCGUGAUGCUGCCCUGCGGUGGCGUUGGGGUGGAUACCGACACCAUCUGGAACGAGCUGCACUCCUCCAAUGCGGCCCGCUGGGCUGCCGGCAGCGUCACUGACCUCGCCUUCAAAGUGGCUUCCCGAGAGCUAAAGAACGGUUUUGCUGUGGUUCGGCCCCCAGGACACCAUGCAGACCAUUCCACAGCCAUGGGCUUCUGCUUCUUCAACUCAGUGGCCAUCGCCUGCCGGCAGCUGCAACAACAGGGCAAGGCCAGCAAGAUCCUCAUCGUGGACUGGGACGUUCACCAUGGCAACGGCACACAGCAGACCUUCUACCAGGACCCCAGCGUGCUCUACAUCUCCCUUCAUCGCCAUGACGAUGGCAACUUCUUCCCAGGCAGUGGGGCUGUGGAUGAGGUGGGAGCUGGCAGCGGUGAGGGCUUCAAUGUCAAUGUGGCCUGGGCUGGAGGUCUGGACCCCCCAAUGGGGGAUCCUGAGUACCUGGCCGCCUUCAGGAUAGUCGUGAUGCCCAUCGCCCGGGAGUUCUCUCCGGACCUGGUCCUGGUGUCAGCUGGGUUUGAUGCUGCCGAGGGUCACCCACCCCCACUGGGUGGCUACCAUGUUUCCGCCAAAUGCUUUGGGUACAUGACGCAGCAGUUGAUGAGCCUGGCGGGAGGUGCGGUGGUGCUGGCCUUGGAGGGUGGCCAUGACCUCACAGCCAUCUGUGACGCCUCUGAGGCCUGUGUGGCUGCUCUUCUAGGCAACAAGGUGGAUCCCCUCUCAGAAGAAGGCUGGAAACAGAAACCCAACCUCAAUGCCAUCCGCUCUCUGGAAGCUGUGAUCCGGGUGCACAGUGAAUACUGGGGCUGCAUGCAGCGCCUGGCCUCCUGUCCAGACUCCUGGGUGCCCAGGGUGCCAGGGGCCGAUGCAGAAGAAGUGGAGGCAGUAACUGCACUGGCAUCCCUCUCCGUGGGCAUCCUGACUGAAGAGCGGACCUCAGAGCAGCUGGUGGAGGAGGAAGAGCCCAUGAAUCUUUAGGCUACAGGACGGAUCUGCCCCCGCCGCGCCCCGCCCUGCCCUGCCCUUCGGACCUGGUUCUCUUCCAACCUCUGGCAACAGUACCCGUUCCCGGGGUCUUCAGAGAUCCUUCGGGCAGGUAGUCGGGGCCAGAGAACAGCCUCUUGACAGUCACCCCAAGGAGCCUGGGAAGGCCCCUGGGUCUAGCAUAGGGACCAAAGAAGACCCUGACAGGAGGCCAGCUGCGUAGCCAGCCGGGCCCCAGUAGGGCUCUCCCCGAAGCACAGUCUACCCCUCUGGGGUCUGGGCCCCUAGGUGGGCCCCCGAUCCUCAGGCCUGCACAGAGGAGGACUGGCACAGCCGGGCCCGCUCACAACCACUAUUCCUGGUUCUGUAGACCCCCGACUUUGCACACAGCCCCAGGCUCCACACAGAAAUGUGAACUUGGCCUCCGCCAGAGUGGCCCUUCCUAGGCUCUGGGGGAGGGAGGAUGGGUAGGAGGAGCCAAGGGGUCCCAGAUCCCUGAGUGCAGGGGGAGUCCCUCCUCUCCUGCUUCCUCACAUGACUCUGGAAGCUUCCUCCCCACCACUGGGCAGGGAGACAAAGCUCCCUCUGAGAGCAGUCAUCGGCAGGCCUCCCAUCUGGUCCCUGCCCCUGCCAGAGGCCACCUGCGUCAACCAUCUCAGGGCUCUGGUGGGGCAGACAGGUGCUCCUGGAGUUCCUUGCUUCCUGAUCCAAUGGUGCCAAACCCUUCAUCUCCCCUCAGAAGCACAGCAUGACCCCCAGGGACCUCUCAGUAGUCACCACCCCCCUCCGUGAGCCUUCUCUUUCUGGGGUCUCCCCCACCCCAGCUGACUCCUGCCCUACAUAGGACUAGCUUGGCUGAGGGGAAAGGGGGUGGGAGAGUGAAUGGAAGACAUGGGGAGGGGAAGCUGCCCUGGCAAAGACUUCGAGGCUUCUGGGGUCCAGGCCUGGGGCCAAGAAGGAAAGUAUUUGUGUUUGUGUGUGUGUGUGUGUGAGAGAGAGAGAGAGUAAGAGGAGGGUUUGUAUGUGUGUGCACAUGAGUGUGUCUUCCUGAGUACCACCAUACCCUGUGUAUGUAUGCAUGUUUUUGUAAAAAAGAAAAAAAAAAUGGAAAAAAAAUCUGAACAAUAAAUGUUUUAUUUGCUUUAAA
Molecule: messenger RNA, 4635 nt
Organism: Balaenoptera acutorostrata (minke whale)
Lineage: Eukaryota; Metazoa; Chordata; Mammalia; Artiodactyla; Balaenopteridae
Gene: HDAC7
Product: histone deacetylase 7
Exons: 25
Coding region: 387-3482 (1031 amino acids)
Biological process (GO): chromatin organization; negative regulation of transcription by RNA polymerase II
Cellular component (GO): histone deacetylase complex
Molecular function (GO): histone deacetylase activity
Source: RefSeq, a predicted model, not a curated record